UUGGCGAAGUUUCUUCGAUUUGAGCUUCCGAUUUUGGGGAAGACUGCUUGGACUUCGCCAAUUUUGGGGUCAAGAAGCUAAAAGAAACGAACCCAGUUCGAGAAUUUGCUUUGUUUUCACUCCUUUUCUUUUGGCUUGUUCUCCAAUCUGUGAGGGUGAGCGUUCCGAAACAAGUGUCUCGUUAUCAUGGACUCCCCUAAAUCUGUUGUUUCCCAGUUGAAGAACUCUCCUAUUUUCAAGCCCGAGAAGCAGAAACCGAAUUUCUUCAUCCCGAUCUCUGGUAAUCCACCAAAGGGAAUUGAGGUCAAUAAGAAAGAAGCAGUGAUGUAUAAAUUGGAGGAAAUUGUUGGUGCACUUGAUGUAUGCAUUCAUCAGGCUAGAGAUAUUCAUAAUAUCUGCAUAUACCAAAAGCAAGAUGUUUAUGCUAAGUUUUGUCUGACUACUGAUCCUGAAGAUUCGCUCUCGACCAACAUCAUUAAUGGGGGCGGGAGGAACCCGAUCUUCAAUGAGAAUCUUCGUUUUAAUGUUCGAAGCGUCGAUGCCUCCCUUAAAUGCGAGAUAUGGAUGUUGAGCAGAAUGAGAAACUAUCUGGAAGACCAAUUGUUGGGGUUUACCUUGGUGCCAUUGUCUGAAGUUCUUAUAAAUGAUGGAAAGUUAGAGAAAGAGUUUUCCUUAUCUUCUACCAAUUUGUUCCAUUCUAGUGCAGGGUUUGUUAAACUAACCCUCGAGUACAAUGGAGCCGCGCCCGAUGUAAUGGUUGUUCCUAAAGCUGCCUUUUCCGAAAUAUCCGAGUCGCUAGCUAGUGAUUUGGAUAGGAUAGAGUUUCCUGACCCUAAAAUCAUAAAGGAAGACGAGAUGAUGGUGUCGGAGUAUUUCGGCAUCCUGUGCUCUAAUCCAGAGUCCGAGCGCUCUGAGAGCCUAGCCACUUCUGGCACAGAAGAUCAUCUUAGUUCAGAAAUAGGUGCACAUAAUAUGGAAAGCUUCUCUACGGCUUCGGUCGAGUCUGUCCAGCUGCCAAGGCUCAAUUUUGCACCUAGCAGCCUGUCAACUAAUGGACCGACAAGCUCAGAAUCGUCGGAUGCUUCUGAAGCUUCGAAACCUCGAACUCACGAACCAAAUGAAAAGGAGAAGCAUGUGGACAUUAAGAAUGGGGAGGCUGAUUCCUCUGUUGAGGUACUCUCAAAGCCUAUUAUCACUCUGACCAUAGAGCCAGAACAUAAUGUAGUGCAGCAGGACAUUGUUGAUAUGUAUAUGAAAAGCAUGGAGCAAUUUACAGAGUCAUUGGCAAAGAUGAAACUUCCACUUGACGGCGAUAAUGGACCGACUAGUUCAGAAAAUUCAAGCGUUGAUCCGAAAACUCCGAACGAUAAUGCACGAGUGUUCUAUGGAAGCAGGGCUUUCUUCUAAACUGUGGUUUGUACAUUUCAGGCGACGACACACAGAUAACGCUAUAACUAUCAUUAGUGUAAUGUAAUAAUGUUUCUCUGUAUCAUAGUAAGUCAUGACUUCUACACCUUACAAGCUUCGUUCUAUCAUAUUCGUCGGUGUAAGCAUGAACAAAUUAUUAUCCUUCGUUGUAACGAUUAACUUUAUAAUGCAUAUUAACAUCAUAUUAGUGCA
Cucurbita moschata (crookneck pumpkin) is the source of this 1620-nucleotide messenger RNA. RefSeq lists its product as uncharacterized. The coding region runs from base 187 to 1407 and encodes 406 amino acids. The transcript has 2 exons. The record is from RefSeq and is a predicted model, not a curated record. Lineage: Eukaryota; Viridiplantae; Streptophyta; Magnoliopsida; Cucurbitales; Cucurbitaceae.